This is a messenger RNA of Dibothriocephalus latus, 300 nucleotides long. Lineage: Eukaryota; Metazoa; Platyhelminthes; Cestoda; Diphyllobothriidea; Diphyllobothriidae. The record is from the annotation of a GenBank genome assembly.
AUGCUGGCCCAACGGCGAAACUUGGCCUCCUCGACCUGGUUGCGUGGCCUACCUGAACGGUUUUUGAUUCUUGCGCCCUUCACAAUGGCCCAGACCGAAUUACGACUGAUCAAUACCAAUUACCGGCCAAUUGAUAAGCUGGAGUGUCUGAAGCGUGUGUUGGAGGGUAUUUCUCCUUCGGAUGCACAAUUACAACUCCCACCAACACCAGACCCUCGAAUCGUGUCAAUCCUCACGUAUGUUAUCAUCCAGACUCCAGCUUCUAUUCUUCUGCAUAUUGGUAAGAAGACAGUGGGUUGA